AUGGGCGCGACUCAGGAUUCAGAUUCGUCUAUUCGUGUGUACAGUGUUAUAGAGUAUAUUUUGGCAGGCGGUACAGAUAGGCCGAAGCUACCUACCGUCACGGUUGUCACUGAUGUAGAGGCCGGAGUUGGCGGCAUCCGUCGUGCAGCCGAAGGCAUGAUGAGCUUGGAAAAGCUAGUUCUGAAGCAUCCUUUGAACUUGAUAGAUAUGGCUUCCAAGAUCAAGGUCAUCCAGACCAAUGAAGGUGCAAACUCUAGCUACGAUAAAAUCCCCACGCCAUAUUUCAUUUAG
Messenger RNA from Fusarium verticillioides 7600, 291 nucleotides. RefSeq lists its product as hypothetical. Lineage: Eukaryota; Fungi; Ascomycota; Sordariomycetes; Hypocreales; Nectriaceae. The transcript is spliced from 2 exons. The record is from RefSeq and is a predicted model, not a curated record. Bases 1 to 291 code for a protein of 96 amino acids.